CCUUAAGCACCAGCACAUCAGUUCAGUUCCUUGGGUGCUUUGUGUGGGGCUGGGACUCUAGCUUGCUGCAUGGCAACUCCUGGGACACACUGAAUCUUUAAGGUCCCUGCCCAGGGUGUACCCACGGCGAUGUGGUGGCGGCUCUGUGUGUACAGCUUGGGGAUCCUCCUCCUGGCGCCAUGUUCUCUCUCUGAGAAGUUCUCCCUGGAUGGCUCCCCAAGCCCCAUGGUGGGGGUAGUUGGCCAGGAUGUGGUGUUACCUUGCCAGCUCUCACCCCCAGCCCGGCUGCCCAGCAUGGACGUGCUAUGGAGGAAAAUUGGAACAGAAUUCAUCCUGGUUCAUGAGUAUUUGGAUGAGGAUUCCCGGGAUCUGCCAGGGGAGAGUUACCAGAACCGGACGGAGCUGUUCCCGCAGGAGUUCAGCCGCGGGAACGUCUCCCUGAAGCUGAAACAGCUCCAAGAGGCAGAUGCUGGGACAUACCAUUGCUUUGUGAAGAACCCAGAAUGGAGCCAGGAAGCCACCACUGACCUCAGGAUUGCAGCUGUGGCUCCUGUGUUCAUUGAUGUGCUGGGCCACCGGGGUCAGGGGAUUGGGCUGGCCUGUAGAUCCACAGGCUGGUUCCCCAAACCCGAACUCCAGUGGGUAGGAAAGAACUGGCAGAACCUGGCGAUGGAGAUUGUGACCAAUAUGACUCAGGACAGGGAGAACCUGUAUAGUGUUGUGAGUCACGUCACUGUCACAGAAGGGGAAGACAAUGGAGACAUCAGCUGCAUAGUGCGGAAUGGCCUGCUGGAGAUCGAGCGACAAUCAGCAAUUCACCUCUCAGGUGACAUCUUCCCCCGGGUUUCUUCUUGGCUGGCUGCAUUCUGGGUAUUGUUCACUCUGGUUCUCAUUGCUGCUGGAGCUUGUGCAUAUCUUGGAUACACAGCGAAGCGAAAGGCCUCUAAGAAGAAACCCUCUAAAGAGGAGGCUCUGUUCAUUCAUGAGACUGAGAAGAAGACCUUGGAUGCAGAAUCUAAGGAGCUGCGUGAGAAGCUUGAAGUGCAGAGCAAGGCUUAUGAAUCAGAACGCCAGGAGCUGCAUGAGAUGCUUGAUGCUGAGAGGAAGGCCUUUGAAUCAGAACGUGGCAAGCUGCAUGAGACAAUUGCAUCUAAGGAGAAGAAGAACAAGGAACUGGAAUCAGAACGUGGCAAGCUGCAUGAGACAAUUGGUAAGUUCAUCCACCUCCGCAAUAGAUCCUCCAGCCACACACAGUGCUGA
Molecule: messenger RNA, 1260 nt
Organism: Dermochelys coriacea (leatherback sea turtle)
Lineage: Eukaryota; Metazoa; Chordata; Testudines; Dermochelyidae
Product: butyrophilin subfamily 3 member A2-like
Exons: 14
Coding region: 130-1260 (376 amino acids)
Source: RefSeq, a predicted model, not a curated record